GUCUCUCUCACGGAUGAUUCUCUCUUUAACGUUAGCCGGUGACGAUAUAUAUAUCUUCCACUCCUAAAACCCCUUCUCUCCCUUUCCCUCGAGCACCACCAGAAACCCACCAACGCCAACACCUUCUGCUGCGGCGUUGCCGAUCUCUGUUGUUUGUUACAGCAACUGAAAUUUGGUAUCAACUACAAUGGAUCCGUGCCCAUUUGUACGGAUUCUUAUUGGUAACUUGGCUCUUAAGUGUCCACCUGGUUCAAGAUCCUCUUUGUCAAGUGUAAGCUCAUGCUUUUGCAAGAUCAAGCUCAAGAACUUUACUACCCAGCAAGCAACAAUCCCUCUUUUGAAUCAACAACAGCAAGAACAGAGCCAAAACCCAGAAAGCAAUUACAUUUCAAAUUCGCUGGCGGCAUGUUUUACUCUCGAUAAGACCCAGAUCGAGAAACUCUCAUCUUCUAAAAAACUCAAGAGUUUGAUUAAUAUUGAGAUCUAUACGGGCGGCGAAGGGGCUAUUUGCGGUUGGACAAAUGGGAAGUUUUUAGGGAGAGUGACUGUUCCACUGGACUUGAAAAGGGCAGAGUUUAAGCCUUACGUGUUACACAAUGGAUGGAUUGGUAUUGGAAGAGGCAACAAGAAAGGAUCAUCCAUGGCUGAGUUUCAUAUGAGUAUUAGAGCUGAACCUGAUCCGAGAUACGUGUUCGAGUUUGCUGGAGAGCCAGAGUGCAGCCCUCAGAUAUUUCAAGUACAAGGGAGUGUGAGGCAAGCGGUUUUCACUUGCAAGUUCAGUUUGAGAAACCCUGGAGAUCGCAAUUUGGGACCAAGGCAAUCAAUACUAGAACAAAGCACAUCAAGAAAUUGGCUACCUUCUCUGGGAAAUGAAAAGGACCAAUCCACGAAAGAACGAAAAGGGUGGACGAUUACAAUCCAUGACCUCUCAGGCUCACCAGUAGCAAUGGCUUCAAUGGUGACUCCAUUUGUACCAUCCCCAGGUUCAGACCGCGUCAAUCGCUCGAACCCAGGUGCAUGGUUAAUCCUCCGCCCAUCUCUCGGCACCUGGAAACCUUGGGGACGACUAGAGGCGUGGCGUGAACAUCCUAAAACCAAUGAAUUAGGCUAUCGUUUCGAAUUGGUACACGAGACCAUUACAGCCACCCCAAGCACCACCACCCUUGUCAAUUCUGUCAUUAGCACCAAAAACGGAGGCAAAUUCAUAAUCGACACCACCAACAGUGUGUCCACCCCAGCGUGCAGCCCGCAUAGCAGCUGUGAUUUCGGAUCCGGAUCAGGGUCUGGAUCUGGGUCAUGGUCAGGAUCAGAGAUCGGAGCUGGACUUUUCUCGCAAUUCAUGUACAGAGGAUUCGUAACGUCAUCGACAGUGAAAGGCUCCAGCAGUUGUAGUAAACCGGAGGUGGAGAUUGGAGUACAGCACGUGAAUUGCACGGAGGAUGCGGCUGCUUUCGUGGCAUUAGCAGCAGCCAUGGAUCUAAGCAUGGAUGCUUGCAGACUGUUUUCUCAUAAGCUAAGGAAGGAGCUGAGGCAGCUGAGUCAGAGUUUUGUCGUUUGACGUGGGAUUGGUUUGUCGUUUUGAGGGAAUAGAGGAUAGCUAAUGAGUUGGUUAGGUGUUGGGUUUUUAUUUUUAUUUAUUUUUCUUUUCUUUUUGGCUGAUAACUAACAGCAGUUCUUGAGCUGGAUAUGUUCAUGAAUUAAUUUUUAGUUUCUUUAUUGUACAGUGAGGAAUGACAAGGCAUGACUUUUAUAUGUAUAUUAUAAUUUAAAUAUUUCUCAA
Molecule: messenger RNA, 1780 nt
Organism: Manihot esculenta (cassava)
Lineage: Eukaryota; Viridiplantae; Streptophyta; Magnoliopsida; Malpighiales; Euphorbiaceae
Exons: 2
Coding region: 188-1558 (456 amino acids)
Source: RefSeq, a predicted model, not a curated record